GCAUGCUCCGCGCCCGAGUUCUCUCAGCUCUUCGCUUGCCGCCACUUGCGGCGGAAUAAUUUUGUCUCUGCCAUCGCCGUGUAGCGGAAUUGCCAAAGCCAAGCCGGGUUCUCACGAGGCUUCUUGGGACUUGUAGUCCACAUCUGCGCGGACAGAGGACCCGGGCACAAGGCGGAAACUACACAUCCCAUGGUGCUCUGCGCGGACUCCCUGCCCUUCUCGUAGGAGGGCAGGCUGGAGGAGCCGUGAGCAUCCGCGGGCCGCCGAGUCCCUUUCCUCUGGGCCAAGGGAGGGACUUGCGUGGCCCCGGUGCUCGCUGGUGCCGCCGCCCCGGCCUUGGAGGGCUAAGCCUGGUGUCUGUCUCUGGCUCAGCUGGCCCUACAGUGCCGGUCGGACCGCGGCUUAUCCGCUCCGCCCCGGCCUCGCCUCCCACCCUUCCCUUCUCCUCUGGCCGCCGCUGCGGUCCCCUAAAAGCCUCCCCCCGUCGGGCCUAGGCCCUGAAGUGCUCUCUGUGACCUGGGGAGAUUUGCCUGUCGCUUAGCCCGUGCGUUUCUCUUUGGCUGCUUUUCCAGAUGAACAGGAUGAAAGUUGACGAGGAGGAGUAUUGGCACAGCUCCAAGUGUAAAGCCUUCACAUUUGAUGAUGACGAUGAUGAGCUCUCCCAGCUAAAGGAGUCCAAGCGGGCAGUGAACAGCCUUCGAGACAUUGUGGAUGAUGAUAACGACGACCUUGAGAAGUUCAGCUGGAGUGGAGAGCCAGUGGGUAGUAUUUCCUGGUCCAUCAGAGAGACAGCCUCCAGCAGCUCUAAUGCUCCUGAGGGGAGAGACUCAGGCGUUCAGAAGGGUUCUUCUACCCAUGCAACCUUACCCAAGCAAGCCUCCUCUUACUCCCUCAGCAGUUUCUUCAAAGGAAGAAACAAACUUGGAAGUUUUCAGUCCCUUUCCGAUGCACUCUCCGAUACAGGAGUUAAAAGCUACGCUCCAGAGCUGCGCAGACCGAAGGCAGAAUACAAGGAUUAUAGCAGCGAUUGGAGUCCCAAGGACACAGUCAGACGAAUGCAAAGGGGCAAGAUCUGCUCACUGGAGAGAUUCCGUUCCCUGCAGGAAAAGCUGAUGCUCCUGGAUGAAGCUGUUGCAGUGCAUGAUGGAAAUGUCAUUACAGCUAUUCUAAUAUUCUUGAAGAGGACAUUGAAGAAAGAGAUUCUCUUUCGAGAGCUGGAGGUGCGACAGGUGGCCCUACACCAUCUAAUCCAUUUCCUCAAAGAGACAGGGGAGCAGAAGCUUCUCCUGGAUUUGCUCAGGUUCCUGGACAGGACUGAGGAGAUUGCUCUGUUCCAGUACCGAGAGCACUUGAGCAUCCAGGAUGCAGAGAAACGAAGAGAAUUUCUUAAAGGCUGCAUCAGGUUGCCAUUUUCAUCUGAAGAUGCCAUUCAUGUUCAAGAUCAUUACACGCUCCUGGAGAGACAGAUCAUCAUUGAAGCAAAUGACCGGCAUCUGGAGUCUUCUGGGCAGUCAGAGAUAUUUAAGAAAUACCCACGAAAGGCCUCAAUCCUCAACAUGCCACUGGUGACCACGCUAUUCUACUCCUGCUUCUACCACUACACAGAAGCUGAGGGGACAUUCAGCAGCCCGACCAACCUGAAGAAAACCUUUAAGAUCCCAGACAAACAGUAUAUGCUGACAGCCCUGGCUGCCCGUGCCAAGCUGCGAGCCUGGAAUGAUGUGGAUGCCCUGUUCACCACCAAAAACUGGCUUGGCUACACCAAGAAGAGAGCUCCAAUUGGCUUCCAUCGAGUGGUGGAGAUCUUGCAGAGGAACAACGCUCCGGUGCACGUGCUGCAGGAGUACGUGCGUCUGGUGGAGGACAUAGAGGCAAGGUUGAGCCUUGCCAUGAAGUAUAAGUGCCACGAUGUUGUUAUUGAUGUGAGUUCCUGCUCUGCAAAGGGGAAGAAGACAUAUAGAGACCUGAAGGAUCGUCACCAGCUGAUGGCGUACAGGUGUAAGGUGGAGCGGGGCUCUGCAGAAGAGGACAAGAUAGACAACAUCCUCAGCAACAUGCAAAUCCGAUGGAAGAAUUGAGACGCGUCUGCUCCUUUCAGAACCAUCUCAAUUUGCCAUUGCCAUGCCAGUGAGAGAGGAAACUAUGGAGCCAGCCUCAGUGCCAACAGAGCAAGUUCCAUUUCCAGUCUUGGUGUGGCUGGUCUGAUAUUGCUAGGCAGUGCUAAUAGCUGCUGGGACAGAAAUGCAUCCAGGCUGACAUAAGGCAAACCCAGCUAUCUGGCUAAUGGAACAAGACACUGAUGAACUGGAAUCAAUGCUCUGUAACAGGCCAGACCAUGAGAUGAGCAUGGCCUCAGUGUACAGAUAGAAGUCAAGUCAGCAAAGCAGCAGCUACUUCAGAUUUGUGCAGAAUUGGGGCUCAUUCAGGUGUGAGGAACAAAGGAAUUGUUGUUCCUCACAGCUGAAUGAUUUCUCCUAGGGACAGAGGUGACCCACCCCUUUGCCAUACCAGCUGCUAAGGCUGGGGCAAAGAUGGCUGUGUCAGAAGUGAAGAUGCAGGAACCACCCACAGGGCUGCAUUCUCCCUG
Pelodiscus sinensis (Chinese soft-shelled turtle) is the source of this 2587-nucleotide messenger RNA. The record is from RefSeq and is a predicted model, not a curated record. NCBI's taxonomy places the organism in Eukaryota, Metazoa, Chordata, Testudines, Trionychidae.